CAUAUUGUGUGACUCUAUUUUGAUUCUUAUCUGCUGGAAGCGAGAAAGGAAGAGAGAAAAACGGGGGGAGCAGAGGGGGAAGAAGAAGAGCUGUCAAAAGAAAUUCCCGAGUGCGUGAAACAGCGGUGGUGCGGUGUUCUCCGCUCAUCGCGGUGUUGAACGGAGUUCGGCCUGGGUUCUGUCAGCGGCCCGGCCCAGUGCAGUCCGGCGGCGGCUGACACGAAGAUGCUGAGAUAGUGUGUGCGCUGUGGUUGAGUCUGUUCUGUUGUGGCAAUAGACGAAUGGCACAGGGAAACCAGCAAAUUAACAACCAGGUUCUGAACCACCUGCGGCAGAAGUUUCCAGAAGUUCCAGAUGACGUGGUUUCUCAGUGCGUCCUAGAGAAUAAGAACAAUUUGGCUGCAUGUUGCGAGUACCUGGCCAAGGUGAGUCCUGGUUUCUUGUGUAGUGAAGGCAGACAAAGUUUAACGGACCUUCGCAAUCACAUGACCCAGCUCAACCUCGGCGUCUCUCAAAAUGCCCAUGGUGCUAUACAGCGAGAUGUAGUAAGGAUGAAUGGCAGCAGGACUGUCACCCCCAGUGUGAGCGAUGGGCCUUUAAACGCCCCUUCUGAGUUCUAUCAGUCUGAACCGCAAUCAGUGCCGACACACCUACCCACAAGCCUCAACACGUUCGGUGCCAUGGAGUCUGCUCGCAAGCCGCAGCCUCCUCAGCACCUCGGCCUAUACCAGGUUGGGGGCAAAGGUCACGGACCGUCCCCGACCCCACGCUUCAACCCUAUUACAGUGACACUUGCACCCAACACUGGUCGGAAUACACCUACCUCCCUCCACAUUCAUGGAGGGCCUCAAUCAGGUCUGAACAGUCCAAACUCUAUCUACAUUCGCCCGUAUGUGACCCAGCCGGGCUCUACGCGACAGGUACAAGGCCGAGCACAGUACAGUCCCACCUCACAGCCUGCUCAGCAGAUCUAUCAGAUCACUCAUCCUGCAGGUUCCCAGAGUUCUUGGAGUGGGACCCAACAUCAAACUUCACAUGUGUACAUGCCAAUCAGUUCACCCACCAACACCCAGGCCCCCACCAUACCAUCGGCGGUGGCGUCACAGGCCUCCUCUUCAUCAACAUUGCCCUCUUCAUCUUCCUCAUCUACUGCUGGCCCAGUCUCAUCCUCCUUUAGCCAGUAUAACAUCCAGAACAUCUCAACAGGGCCACGGAAGAAUCAGAUUGAGAUAAAGUUGGAGUCCCCACAGAGAGGGGCUGGAGGUUCGGGCACGGCCUCCACUACGCUCCUGCGCUCUGGCUCAACCCCGCGACCUGCCUCCACAUCUUCAUCCUGUCCAUCUUCGUCUUCGCUGGCUACCAACACCGGUUCCUCAACCCCGAUCUCAAUUGGAGGUGCGGGACUCAGCCGCAGCCAGCCCACGGUGUAUAUCUCUGCAUCCCCACCCUCUGCUGCUACUACUCCAUCAGAUGAAUGUGCCAUCAUCCCUAACACGCCUCGUUCACAGCCUAAGUUCUAUAUUUCUGCCAACACGUCAUCCGAUGACGGAGGGGGUCGAAACCCUCCUACUGUGUACAUAUCAGCCAAUCAGGGUUCUGCUGGUCUGCGAGGUUUGGGAAGCCAGGUGAGCAUGGGCCCCGCCUACAUCCACCACCACCCGCCCAAAUCUCGCCCCUCUGUGAGUGCUGGAGGAACAGCUUCACCUCGUGUGGUGGUUACACAGCCCAACACCAAAUACACAUUUAAAAUCACUGUCUCCCCAAAUAAACCCCCGGCUGUGUCUCCUGGUGUGAUAUCGCCAACGUUUGAGCCCACUAACCUGCUCAGUCUACCUGCCGAUCACCACUACACAGAGCCAGAGCCCCUGUACCAGUCUGACCCAGUUUCACCUCAUGUGGACAAAAGCUCAGAACCUCGCAGACUCAGCAUGGGUGCUGACGACGCUGCUUACACACAAGCUCUGUUAGUCCAUCAGCGGGCACGUAUGGAGCGGUUGUGGCAUGAAUUAGAGCUUAAGAAGAGAAAACUAGAAAAGCUGAAAGAGGAAGUCAACGAGAUGGAGAAUGACCUCACGAGGAGACGACUACAGCGCUCCAACUCUGUCAGUCAGAUACCAUCUAUUGAAGAGAUGCAGCAGUUGAGAUGUAAGAAUAGGUUACUGCAGAUUGAUAUCGAUUGUUUAACCAAAGAGAUCGACCUCCUUCAAACACGAGGACCAGACUUUAAUCCCAUUGCAAUUCACAAUUUUUAUGACAACCUUGGAUUCAAGGGUCCUGUACCUCCUAAACCUCCCAAAGGUCCUACAAAAGCAGGUGCGGAUCACACAGGCUCUCUUGACAGGAGGGGACGCAAAAUAAAUGUCAGCUCCAAGUUAAAGCGAGACCCCUCUCUACCUCCUGUACCACCUCCUGUGGCUGUACCCAUGGAGAGCAGUACAAAUGUGAGGGUGAUAUCAGAGCCUGAGGAAGAUGAGGGCGUUCCAUGGAGCUGUACUGCCUGUACCUUCCUCAACCACCCUGCCCUUAUCCGCUGUGAAGAGUGUGAAUUUCCACGGCAUUUCUGAGCCAUACACAAAAUGCAUGUCACGUACACAAUGACGCAUAGACAGCCACCGUUUUGCCUCCAUCUGGAAUCUCUUGGACAUGUCUGUUGGGGCUCUUUUGUUUCCUCUUUGUCGCGCAGUGUCUGUGUUUGUGUUGUGCUUUUCACUGAAGAGUGGAUGAUGUUUACAGCUCGUCUCUGUACAGAAUGUGUGUGUUUUUGUGUGUUGAGAGUGAGUUUUGUGUGUCUUAUGGGAGAUUUUACCCACUCGGUUCAUGAAGAGGUUCAAUACUUCCAGUGAUAUCAUUAACAUGUUUAUAAUAUACAAACACACAAACACUUCAUACGUGUGUGUAUGGAUUCCAUCGUGCCUUUCUUCAGGGGAACUGUUCAUGCAAGCCACCGGAAGGGAAAAAUAAAAGGAUAAACUCACAUUUCUUUUGUUUGGUAAACAAACAGAAAAAAAAUUAAAUGCAUGCUUUAGAUGUACAGUUUACAGAGGAGUGUCUCCACCACACAGAUUUUACUGUACAUAGUUUUAGAAUAAGCUUUUCAAUGCCUUUUUUUCUUGCUUUUUCACAAGUAUUUCCUGUAACAGUAGCUUUAUAGACUUAUUUCUACGUAUUGCUAUUUUGUUGUUGUUGUUCUUUCAGAAAAGUAUUGUUUUCCACCAUGAACUUUAAGGUGUUUUGGGAGAACUUAAAGGGAUGCUCUAACGUGCUUCAGCAAAUGAAAUCAAAAGAUGCUCAUUGUCAAGCACUCUGUCUGGCGUACGGCUGCAGAUGCAGCAAAAUCAUGAAUCCGAAUCUGAUGAUGACUUUAUUAAGGUACAUGACCUAAGAGUGGUCAAAAGACUUCACAAGAAAUCCAGUAAAGCCUGAGACAACCAAUUCUUUCCUAUAUGAAAACUGGAAUGUUGGUUUACUAUUAGGAGAAUAUAUACCUUUGUGCCAAGCGGAAUCAUUCUUUGAGAAAUCUUUCUGAAUGCAUAGCAGAGGAUUUCCAGUAAUGUGGAUUGAGAGAAAGACUUGUAAUAUUUUUGUCUUAUGUCUGUGUGCCAACCUGAAAGUGACAAGGAUUCACUAGGGCUUUAAAAACAUGGACUAUCACCGCCAGCCUUUAUAGAUUCUGAAAUUUGACAAAGUAUAGGAAGUGCAGAUCGUUGUGUUCCUAAGUGUAGCGAAAUAUUUCACAAUGUGCCUUCAGUCUUGCAGAGGUUCUCUGUUGUGGAUCAUGGUAUGACCAUACGCACAAUGCCUCCUCUGCAGAUGUGACAGAAUAUAAACAGGUCCUUUCAAAUGUUUUCUUACUUUAUUAAUUGACCUUUUAUUUCAGAGGGAUGCUUUGUUACCUGUCCUCAGAAGACUGCUAAUACACUAAUUGUGCAUUGCAAAGUUAAAUGAGGUCAUUAUUUAUAAAACAAAUGAAUCCAUUUCAUUCCCAAAAUGUGGAUUUCUGGUAUCCAGGCUAAAAAUUACUUUGAGAAUGCUGAGAACAUUAUUCUAUGUGCUCUUUAUUUCCAAGACAUGACUAUUUUUGGUUUCAAGAAACUGGCACAGAGUCAUGUUUCAUGAACUUUUGAAAAGCCCAAAUAAAUAAUCACAUUCAUCAGUCUACUUGUCCGUCAAAUGCGUGUAUGGAUUUUUAAAGAAAUGUGUAAGAAAAUCAAUUGGAUAUCUAAUGUUGUUUUUGAUUUUAGCUGGGAAAACUGUCUUUGUAAUAGAUAAGUUAUUUGUAAAAAUAAUAAUAAAAUAUUAAUAUCAUUUGCAUUGAUAUAUUCUGAUUGGCUGAAACAUUUGGUCUUUGAUAAAAUGUAAAGUUUUUGCUGCUCCGGUUAGAAAAACAUUUUUUGGAACAAGUAAACCAUAUUGUGUAGACAAGACAUUCUUUCAAAAUAUAUUCACCUUUUAUAAUGUACAGUGUUACAGUACAUUAGAAUUACAGUGCCUUUGGGUUCCAGUCCAAGAAAAGACCAAGACCAGAAGAGUCUGAGAUAGGACAUUAAACUUAUAUCACUGAUUCUUGAGAUAAGGGACAAAGCAGGUUAUAAAUCGUAGUUUUUAUUUUUUUAUACUAAAUUAAUUUGAAAUGGUUCGUUAGCUGACACAUUUGUUAACAAAGAUAUCCAUGUAAGGGAACAGGUUUCAAAAAACGUUGUUUUUUUUUCCAUGCGCUUAUUAACUUCAUAACUUACAUCUUACUGUAAUUAGUGUCUACUCUGUCAGACACAGUAAAAGCAUGCUAUUUUAAUUUGGUCCAUCCAACAAGAGUGCAGAGCCUUUAAUUAUCUAAUAAUACUGUUCAGUAAAGGAGUUAAGUGAUAAAAUACAUUCUAUACAUUUUUCUUUCUGUUUUCACACUAUUCUGAAAUUUCAGACAAAUGUUUACUAAAUUUAAGUUUUUUCAGUCUUCACCAUGUGUUGUUUUUACCUCAGUUGGAGGUGCCUCUAUAACCUCUGUAAUGGCACAAUUGAUUGAAUAUUGCUUCCUGUAUACGCAUUAAGUGAACCUAAAUGUUUACUUUGAAUUUGAGUUUCCUCAGUGCAUGAAUUUAUUCCAUUCAUUGUCAUCCAAGUAAAUUCUAAUAUACAGUUUUACUGUACUAUAACCUCAGCAGGUCUUGACAGUUCACAUACACCAGGCUCCACCUCACGUCUUGUGCCAAAGAAAAUCAUCAAUCAUUGGAGAAUAUUUGAUGUCAAUCAGUUUGUCAAUUUAGUGGAAGAAAUAAUAGAUACAAAUGAACAUAAUAAACAGGCUUUUUUCUUUCUCCUCUUUUUUUCUUUUGAAGGAACUCGGCUGAUCUCAGGAACUUCACACUUGUUCAAGUCCGUGACAAGACCAAAAAUAUGGUCUUGAGUACUACAAUACAAUGUGCUUGCUUGCCCACUGCUCUGGCCGACCACUUCCUUAGAAAGUUCUCAAUUAUAAUUUAACCAUUUCUGAAUGCAUUUCUGAAUGCAUUUAUAAAUACAUAGCGAGGCAUGGACCUCCAAAUGAAAGACUAAGAUAAAAAAAAAAAAAAAAAUUCAUUGUUCAUUUAAUAUAAACGCUACGCUAGGGAGAAACUUAGAAGCUUGCACUGACUUUGUGUUAAAGGGACAGUUCACCCAAAAAUGAAAAUUCAUCAUUUCCUCCCCCUCAUGCCAUCCCAGAUGUGUGUGACUUUCUUUCUUCUGCUGAACAGAAAUUAAGAUUUUUAGAGGAAUAUCUCUGUUCUGUAGGUCCAUACAGUGCAAGUGAAUGCAGACCUGUAUCUCCUUACUUCUCAUUGUAGAGAACUAGUAGAGUCUUUGAUCAUCAACACAAUGAAGACAGUUGUAAUAAAAUGAAUGACAUUUAUUAACAAUAGAUAUGCAAGAGUAAAUACCACAACGAUUAAUCAUGCUAAUAAUAAAUAUGCACUGCUAAAGGAUAAUAAACUAAUGACCAAAAUGGAAAGUACUGAAUUAAACAAUAAAACAAAUAAAUGAUUUGAACACAGAGUGGAUAAAUGCAAUGCUGUUGAACUGAAUGUAGCAAUGGCAGAGAAUUGUAUGGGAAUGCACCUUAUGCGAAACCACCCAUGGCUCUGGAAAAAUGGUGAUAAAUAAUGCUUAUUAAUCAUUAAGCAAAUAAUAUACCUAUUAUUUGUAACAAGCUGACCCCAGGUAACUGUUAUCAAAGCAAAUUAGAAAAACAUUUGCUGCAGUUAUAAAAUUAUAUCAAUGAGUGAACUUUUAAAUCUGUAAAAUUGACACUUUAAAUUAGCCUGUAAUUUGUUGCUAUACAUCCAUUUGUGAAUGCAACAGUGUGAAGGCAUUUUUCUAUAAUUGACUUAAGUAUUACGAUUAAUAUACUGUCGAAAAAGUUGAAAGAAUUAUGUAUUUGUAAAUGUAUAUUUUGUAUAAAUAAAAC
This is a messenger RNA of Xyrauchen texanus (razorback sucker), 6439 nucleotides long. RefSeq names its product TGF-beta-activated kinase 1 and MAP3K7-binding protein 2-like. The record is from RefSeq and is a predicted model, not a curated record. Bases 282 to 2564 code for a protein of 760 amino acids. The transcript has 9 exons. Gene Ontology annotation, molecular function: K63-linked polyubiquitin modification-dependent protein binding; ubiquitin binding. NCBI's taxonomy places the organism in Eukaryota, Metazoa, Chordata, Actinopteri, Cypriniformes, Catostomidae. Gene Ontology annotation, biological process: positive regulation of protein kinase activity.